Molecule: messenger RNA, 1286 nt
Organism: Trifolium pratense (red clover)
Lineage: Eukaryota; Viridiplantae; Streptophyta; Magnoliopsida; Fabales; Fabaceae
Exons: 3
Coding region: 165-989 (274 amino acids)
Molecular function (GO): nitrite reductase [NAD(P)H] activity; 2 iron, 2 sulfur cluster binding
Source: RefSeq, a predicted model, not a curated record
GAAUUAAUUAGAAAUUAGAAAUGUGGCUAAGACAAAAACACAGCGACAUUAUUCAUGCAUUAUCUUGUUCUGUGUAAUUGUGUGGACUCAACUUCACGUAUCACAAAUGCAGAAACUUUCACUUUCUUUCUCCAACAACACUUUCUUCUCACAAACUCCAUUCCAUGGCUACCACCAACCCUUUAUCCCUUUCUUCCUCUCAUACACAUACUCCUCUUCAUUUCUCUCUUCCUCGUAAACCCUUUCUUUUUCUCUCUCACUAUCACUCAAACCACUAUGCAAGGUCAAAGUGUCUCCGGCUCACUACCACCUGCAAGGCAACUCAAGUGUCUGUCGCGGAAGAGUCUUCGUCAUCCGGAAAAAACUGGGUUCCGGUAGUGCCGGUGUCGGCUCUACCGAGAGGGGAGCGACGUGUGAUAAUUCAAGAGGGAGAGACUAUAUUGCUUCUUUGGUAUAAAGAAAAAAUAUUUGCCAUUGAAAAUAGGUCCCCUGCUGAAGGUGCUUAUUCUGAAGGCUUGAAAAAUGCAAAACUCACUCAGGAUGGUUGUAUAGUUUGUCCAACAACUGAUAGCACAUUCGAUCUAAGAACAGGAGAGAUCAGAGAUUGGUAUCCAAACAAUCCUGUUCUGAGAUUUCUAACACCUGCUUUGAGGAAUCUCUUUGUAUAUCCUGUUAAAACAGAUGAACAGAAUAUUUAUAUCAGCAUCACAGGAGGUUUCAAAUCUGAUGCUGCUACCGAAAUCGUUUUUAGUGGAAAGGCUCAACCUGGUAUAACAGCUACUGAUGUCAAUGUCGACGAGGUUAGAAUGGUGGUUGAUGAGAGUCAAUUGGGAUUUGGUUUCAAUAGGAAGAACGAAAUAAUCAACGGUAAAGCAGCUGUUAUCGGAUUCCUUCUGUUGUUGGAUUUUGAGCUUUUGACAGGUAAAGGUCUUUUAAAAGGAACAGGUUUCUUGGACUUCAUAUACUCCGCGUCUAAUGCUCUCAAUUAGACAUCGGCCGUGUUUGGAUUGUGGUUCGAAUUGCAAGCAGUAUUCUUUCCAAUGUUGGUGAACUGAUAAGUAACUAAGAGUUUUUCGCUUCUCGAAAUCGCGUUUAUUGGUGAGAGUGCUGCAGAUUUUAAGUUGUGAAAUCAUUGUAUGUCCUAUGAGUAAUCAUAUUUUUCCUUUUGUAUGCCUUGUAUCUAUCUAAUAGUGUAAGUACAUGGUGAGUUUAGUUUAUACCUAAUGUACAAUGUUUUAUGUAUUUUUUGUGCAUGUUCUUUCAGUAUACUAUACCCAAUUUUCAUA